Molecule: messenger RNA, 1842 nt
Organism: Mucor velutinosus
Lineage: Eukaryota; Fungi; Mucoromycota; Mucoromycetes; Mucorales; Mucoraceae
Exons: 8
Coding region: 1-1842 (613 amino acids)
Biological process (GO): intracellular signal transduction; regulation of MAPK cascade; protein phosphorylation
Cellular component (GO): cytoplasm
Molecular function (GO): protein serine/threonine kinase activity; ATP binding
Source: RefSeq, a predicted model, not a curated record
AUGUCAAAACUGCCCAAGCUAGUGACAACAAAUCUCAACUCGAAUUCACCUGAGAAAGGGGAGCAUACGCCUUCUACGUUGCUGCAAUCUCCAGUUAUACCCUCUGCAAAUGGUCCUAAUAGAGCACCUUUCACGGGUACUGAAAAGUCUCGGGAAAAAACAAAGUUUAAAGGUGUGAUUGAUAAGUUUAUGGGCAACUUCAAUGAUUUCCUCUCCAAGGACAGCAAUAACAGCAAUAACAACAGCGUAUUGACCAGGAACUCACCUCCUAUGGAUAUAUCUACACCUUAUAAUACAGUUCAUGUUACACAUGUAGGAUUCGAUUUAAAUACAGGUGAAUUUACAGGUCUACCAAGAGAAUGGCAAAACUUGCUUACGCAAAGCGGUAUCACAAAGCAAGAACAAGAGAACAAUCCUCAGGCUGUUAUACAUGCAAUUGAAUUCCUGCAAGAUGCUACUCAACAGAAAAUGGAGGAUGGCGUAUGGACCAAGAUACCAAAGACGCUAUCCAGUGCAUCCGUCAGUACCAAUGAGGACGAGCCACAGCAGGAUCGAAAAUCCUCAUCCAGUGAAAGCAUCAAAAAGACGCUUCGACGCUUCUCGACAUUGCGCAUCACCAAGUCCAAAGAAGAAAACCAAGGUGGAUUGGUUUCUGCAGCAACCACCGAGACAAUUGCGGCAAAACAACAACCUGAUACCGCGCCUGCACCAAAGAAACUGCUCGAGGAUGAGUAUGUAGACGAUGUUCAUUCCAUCAAUUCCGAGUCAACUGCUUCUAUUGGAGAAGAAUUUGGAGGCAGAGAAGGUGAUAUGCCUCAGUUGACAUCUAUGAAAAACGAGCCUUCAGCAGCAACAGCAUCAACAACAACAACAACAACAAUUGGACCACCAGGCACUGUCAAAUCGAGACCCAAGGACCAGAAAAAAGGCAUGAAAGAUCAGGAUGUAAUUCGCAAAUUACAGGAAUUAUGCUUGAACUCGGAUCCUUUGUUGAUUUAUUCGAAUAUGGUCAAGAUUGGCCAAGGUGCCUCUGGUGGUGUGUUUAUUGCUCAUCGUCAAGACCUUGCCAUGCCCGUAGCCAUCAAGCAAAUGAAUUUAGAAAAGCAACCUAAGAAGGAGUUAAUUAUCAACGAGAUCAUGGUCAUGAAGCGUUCUCAACAAAAGAAUAUUGUCAAUUUCAUAGAGUCAUAUCUCUGGAACGGCGAUCUUUGGGUUGUCAUGGAAUACAUGGAAGGAGGAAGUUUGACUGAUGUUGUUACCUGUAACAUGAUCAUGGAAGGCCAGAUUGCGGCCAUAUGUAAAGAGGUGCUUGAGGGAUUGAAGCAUCUUCACGCAAAUGGAGUGAUUCAUAGAGACAUUAAAAGUGACAAUGUACUGUUGAGUAUGCAAGGCGAUAUCAAAUUGACCGACUUUGGAUUUUGUGCACAAUUACAUGAACCUACAUCAAAACGUACUACAUUAGUUGGAACACCAUAUUGGAUGGCUCCAGAAGUGGUGACUAGAAAGGCUUACGACCAAAAAGUGGAUAUCUGGUCAUUGGGUAUUUUAGCGAUUGAGAUGAUUGAGGGUGAGCCACCUUACCUCAAUGAGAAUCCCUUGCGGGCACUCUACUUGAUUGCAAACAACGGCACUCCUGAUUUGCAGAACCCUGAGUCAUUGAGUGAUAUCUUCAAGGACUUUUUGUUUUUGUGUCUUCAAGUGGAUCCUUCUUUUAGACCUAGUGCAGCUGAAUUACUUCGACAUCCUUUCUUGCGCAAGGCAGAUCCACUUUAUUCUCUCGCACCGCUGAUUAGAGCUGCCAAGGAUACCAUUCAACAACAACAUCAUCAAGAGCAAAACUAG